ACGGGGAAAUGUAAACUGCACUGAGCUGAAAGCUCUGCAGCUCAGCCGAGUUCCACUUAAAUAAGCUGUCUUUUGCUGGAUCAUUGUAUGGUCACUGGAAAUGAUUAAUUGAUAAUGAAGUGGUUGAUGUUGAUGCAUUUAUUUGGAACGGACUGUGCCACAAGCCGCUGCUUGCAGUGAAAGUGAAUGGUAGUAAAGCGAAGGAGAACACUCCAUCUGAAUUCUUUCGGCAUUUGGGAGAAGCUGAGGGACCAAUCGCAUCACAUCUAAUUGCUCACUUAAAGAUGGAGCUGAAGGAAACUUUCCAAAUUCAUCCUUGCGUGUUGCUGCCCACAGCAUUUCAUCUGAAAGUGUUGACUGGCAUUUAACAACAAUAGACUUCAGAUCUUACUGCUAACUGGGCACAUUUUCUCCCCAUGGCCUGUUUACUGGUGGGGGCUCUCCUUCUGGUAGCCCAAGCCUAUACGGUGCACUCAGGAACUUCUCAGUGGAGGGAAGGAACUCUGCUUCAGUCAUUAAAAUACCACGGUGAAUUAGAAGGCAAUGAAUCCGAACAUAAGUCACCACUGCCGCAGACUUCCAUUACGAGCCAAAUAAUUCCACAAACCAUCAUUAUUGGUGUUCGCAAGGGUGGAACCAGGGCUCUGUUGGAGAUGUUGGACAUUCACCCUGAUAUUGUAGUUGCUGCCACUGAGGUCCACUUUUUUGAUUGGGAUGAGAACUAUGUGAAAGGUUUAGAAUGGUACAGAACGCUGAUGCCUUUCUCUUACCCGCACCAAACCACAAUAGAGAAAACCCCAGGCUAUUUCACAUCGGUUAAGGCUCCAAAAAGAAUCCAUGAUAUGAACAGUUCUACCAGAUUGUUGUUGAUUCUGAGAGACCCGACUGAGAGAGUGAUCUCGGACUAUACCCAAGUAUACUACAAUCGGCUGGAAAACCACAAGCCUGUCCAAGCCAUAGAGGAAAUGGUCAUUAAAAAUGGAGCACUCAAUACUAAAUACAAGGCCAUCCAGAGAAGUCUGUAUGACAUUCACAUGGGCAACUGGCUACAUUAUUUUCCACUGCACCAAAUACACAUAGUUGAUGGCGGGGCUCUUAUUAAGAACCCAGUGGAAGAGUUACAGAAAGUGGAAAUAUUUCUCAACAUUCCUGCUAAGAUAAUGACGUCAAAUUUCUACUUUAAUCAAACCAAGGGGUUCUAUUGUCUUCGAAGUGAUGGCAAAGAAAGAUGUUUACAUGAAUCCAAGGGUCGACCCCACCCGGUUGUGAACGGGACUGUGCUGAAGGAGCUGCACGCUUACUUUAGAGAACACAACGAGAGAUUUUUCAGGAUGGUCAAACAAUCCUUUAACUGGCAUUAAAGCACGUGGAAGAUGCAAGUCGCCUCAGCGAGGGUUAAAGCAAUUGAAACCAUUUUGCGAUUUUGUAACGGCAUCCUUUUUAAUUCAUGGACAAAUUAGAGCAGUUUGUGGUCUGCUGCCAUAGUUGGUGGGCAGGGUCAACCAAUCGCCACACGAAGGCUGGACAAUAACAUCAACAGAUUGCGUCAUUGGUGAGAACAAACUUAGAACUCCCAAUUUUAAAGAAGAGAAACGUGCCCAGUGACAAAACAUUCCUUGAUGGAAACAAGAAACAUUAAUAUACAGUAUAUUUCAACGGAAUUGACACUGCUGAUAUGUUCCAACGGUAUGAAUAUAGAUGAGAAAUAUUGACAACCCUUGUCAAUUAUUCUUUGCUUAAUUGGCUUGUUACCAUUUAUGUUCUGCUGAGUGUUGCUUCCCCAACCAGUUGACCUGGAAUUGCAUUUCCAUUUCCAAUUGAGUGUGUAAAUGACCACCACCAACCUUCUCCAAUAAAGGUAUUUUGCAUGUUUGAAGAUGCAUGAUAUUAUUUCUGUUUAAAAUAUUCAUACGUAAUAAUUCAGAAAUGAAAGUGGCAAUGGACUUGUGUUACUAUAUUCAAUACAUAUACUGUAAUAUAUUGUAAAUGGUUAGAUAAAAUUAUGAUUUGUGAACUUAUUACUCAUAGUUGCUUUAAAUUAACAAGAGCUCCAAUGUAAACCUUUUUCUCUGCCGUCUUUGUGCUAUUUAUAUUAAAAUAAAUAAUAUUUUUUUA
This is a messenger RNA of Amblyraja radiata (thorny skate), 2115 nucleotides long. It is a transcript of the gene hs3st1l1, whose product is annotated as heparan sulfate (glucosamine) 3-O-sulfotransferase 1-like1. Gene Ontology annotation, molecular function: [heparan sulfate]-glucosamine 3-sulfotransferase activity. The record is from RefSeq and is a predicted model, not a curated record. The transcript has 2 exons. Bases 417 to 1361 code for a protein of 314 amino acids. NCBI's taxonomy places the organism in Eukaryota, Metazoa, Chordata, Chondrichthyes, Rajiformes, Rajidae.